Messenger RNA from Manis javanica (Malayan pangolin), 4277 nucleotides. It is a transcript of the gene NECTIN3, whose product is annotated as nectin cell adhesion molecule 3. Gene Ontology annotation, biological process: homophilic cell-cell adhesion; symbiont entry into host cell; heterophilic cell-cell adhesion. Gene Ontology annotation, cellular component: apical junction complex; adherens junction. The record is from RefSeq and is a predicted model, not a curated record. NCBI's taxonomy places the organism in Eukaryota, Metazoa, Chordata, Mammalia, Pholidota, Manidae.
CGCCUCAACCUCGGCAGUGGCGUCAGCGACGGCGGAGUCGAGGUAGCCGCUAGCUCUCGGCUAAGUGUCAGCCGGCGGCGACGCCUCAGGAGCUGGGAGUUGGGGACGCGCGCGCCGGACCUUCCGCCGCCGCCCAGAGCCUGAGGCGCCGGGGCCGGGGAGCCGGGGGCCGGGCGAGCGAGAGCGCCGGGGGGAGGGCGGGGGAUGGCGCGGACCCCGGGGCCGGCCCCGCUGUGUCCCGAAGGCGGCAAGGCACAACUUUCCUCCGCCUCUCCCCCCGGAGCCGGGCCCCUGCCGCCUCCCCCGACGCCGCCGCCGCUGCUGCUGCUCUUCCCGCUGCUGCUCUUCUCCCGGCUCUGUGGUGCCUUAGCUGGACCAAUUAUUGUGGAGCCGCAUGUCACAGCAGUAUGGGGAAAGAAUGUUUCACUGAAAUGUUUAAUUGAAGUAAAUGAAACCAUAACACAGAUUUCGUGGGAGAAGAUACAUGGCAAAAGUUCACAGACUGUUGCAGUUCAUCAUCCUCAAUAUGGAUUCUCUGUUCAAGGAGAAUAUCAGGGAAGAGUCUUGUUUAAAAACUAUUCACUUAAUGAUGCAACAAUUACUCUACAUAAUAUAGGAUUCUCUGAUUCUGGAAAAUACAUAUGCAAAGCUGUUACAUUCCCACUUGGAAAUGCUCAGUCCUCUACAACCGUAACUGUAUUAGUUGAACCCACUGUGAGCCUGGUAAAAGGGCCAGAUUCUUUAAUUGAUGGAGGAAAUGAAACAGUAGCAGCCAUUUGUAUUGCAGCUACUGGAAAACCAGUUGCACAUAUUGACUGGGAAGGUGAUCUUGGUGAAAUGGAAUCUACUACAACUUCUUUUCCAAAUGAAACAGCAACAAUUGUCAGUCAAUAUAAGCUGUUUCCAACCAGGUUUGCUAGAGGAAGGCGAAUUACUUGUGUUGUAAAACAUCCAGCCUUGGAAAAGGACAUCAGAUAUUCUUUCAUAUUAGAUAUACAGUAUGCUCCUGAGGUUUCAGUAACAGGCUAUGAUGGAAAUUGGUUUGUGGGAAGAAAAGGUGUUAAUCUCAAGUGUAAUGCUGAUGCAAAUCCGCCACCGUUCAAAUCUGUGUGGAACAGGUUGGAUGGACAGUGGCCUGAUGGUUUAUUGGCUUCAGACAAUACUCUUCAUUUUGUCCAUCCACUGACUUUCAAUUAUUCUGGUGUUUAUGUCUGUAAAGUGACUAACUCCCUUGGUCAAAGAAGUGAUCAAAAGGUCAUCUACAUUUCAGAUCCUCCUACUACUACCACCCUUCAGCCUACAAUUCAGUGGCAUCCCUCAACUGCUGACAUCGAGGAUCUAGCAACAGAACCAAAAAAAUUGCCCUUCCCAUUGUCAACUUUGGCAACAAUUAAGGAUGAUACAGUUGGCACGAUCAUUGCUAGUGUAGUGGGUGGGGCUCUCUUCAUAGUACUUGUAAGUGUUUUGGCUGGAAUAUUCUGCUAUAGGAGAAGACGGACGUUUCGUGGAGACUACUUUGCCAAGAACUACAUUCCACCAUCCGAUAUGCAAAAAGAAUCACAAAUAGAUGUUCUUCAACAAGAUGAGCUUGAUUCUUACCCAGACAGUGUAAAAAAAGAAAACAAAAAUCCAGUGAGCAAUCUAAUACGGAAAGACUAUUUAGAAGAGCCUGAAAAAACACAGUGGAACAAUGUAGAAAAUCUCAGUAGGUUUGAAAGACCAAUGGAUUAUUAUGAAGAUCUAAAAAUGGGAAUGCAGUUUGUCAGUGAUGAACGUUAUGAAGAAAAUGAAGAUGACUUAGUUUCACAUGUAGAUGGUUCCGUAAUUUCCAGGAGGGAGUGGUAUGUUUAGCAACCACUAAAUGUGACUUAAUCUAUGUACAAUGUUUCAUUCAUACUAGUUGAUCAUUUUCAGAUUGUUCAUACUUUUUCUUGAGGAAGAAUAAGCUUUUUCAACUUGAUUUUCAAGCUUACUUUUUAUAUUCUAAUUUGACUAAUGAAAAUGUAAAAUCUGGGUUCAAUGUAUCUGAGCUGCUUUACAUUUUUUUUUUCAAUGCUGUACUACUGUCUCAAGAUUUUAAAUUUUAAUGCAGAGUACUUUAUUGGUCUGAGGCACACAGGUAAGAAGAAAUGCCAACAUAAAAUGUAUGACUUUUGGUACAAAAAUUUUAAAAAAAGGAAACUACCUUGGCAUUGUGUGUUAAAUGUUUACCUAAGACUAUAAUCUCCAGUAUUUGUUAAACAUAUACCUCUCAAAAUUUACCACCAUUAAAUAAUACUGUAUCAAAAUUGAUGGUAAAAUGAAUUCAAAAAAUGUUUAUAUAUAUUUUUAGUAUACAAAAAACAUUCAGCCUGAUGAAACACCUUUCCUUUUCAAACAUUAUUUUCUAAGUUUCUAUACAAAUGGUAUCUUUAUCUCUGCAUUUGAAUGAGCCUUGCCAUAAUUACUGUAAAGUGGCUUUCAAAGAUAUUUUGUUGCACUAAAACUGUGGUAGUAAACUCAGUGAAUACAAUGUGUGGAAGAGCAUAUUAGCUGAUGAAUAUUUUUGUCCAAAAUACAUACAAGUAUAAUAAAAACAUGCCUUUUAAACAUGAUAAUUACUAUAAUUUUUUUCAUCUCUGGAGAACAAUUCUUAUAUUGUCAUGUGAACUUGAAUUUUUGGUACAUUAAGUAGUAGUUCUGUUUUAAUGCUUCAUGUCCUAACUAUGAGAAUAAUAAUGAAAAGUUGGUACACAGUUAAAUAUAGUGCAGAGAGGGCAUUUCAGUAUAUAGAAAAACAUGGGUAAACUAGUAUAGGAAUACCAGUUUUAGAAAUAAGAUGUUUUGGCCAAAAAUUUAGACAUACAAUUUUCUAGACCAUCUUGUUUUAGCUGUUUAAAUUGAUGUUGUUUAAACAGGUAAAAUACACAGAAAAAAAAUUAGAGUAUAAACUUGGAAAUUUGAGAUUCAGUGAGAAGAAUCUGAAUUACAGAACCCAACCACUGACACUUGCUAAUGGAUAUUGGCAAACCACCCCCCUUUUCUGACUUAAUGUAAUGUAUGUGAUUAAACAUUUUUGUUUUUCCAAUUAAAACUGGGAACAUCAUGAGGUUUUUAUUUUGUUUUUGUUUAAGUAACACAUUAAGCAUAUUCUUUCCAGAAGUCCUGUAUCCUAUGAAAAAGAAAUGUUCUCUAACUUCAAAUAUAGUUCUUCUUUGUGAGGUAAAUUGCUUCUAUAGAGGAGUCCUAUAAAAUUGUAAUAAUAAUAACUGUUUUGAAACCCAAAGAAUGUUUUUUCUGUUGAUGAUUCAUUGAAAAAAGUAUUGUGUAGAAUUGCCUUAGGUGUUUUGCCAGGGAAUUGAAGUGGAAAUUAGUAGGAAAAUAAUAAAUUAUUUUGUUAAUAAAAAGGCAAAGUAGGUACUUUUUUUUCACCCUCCGAACUGUCUCCCCCCUAAUCCUCGUCAAAUCUACAAACAGAUUUGUAAGGCAAAGUUCUAACAUGUUUAUGUAAUUUUGUGAGUAGGGAAGGCUUUAUUCUAAAUAUUUGUUAAUUUCCUUUAUCUUAAUUAGCAGUAUUUUGUGGAAAUUAGAAACCUUUUUUAUUUCUCUUCCCAUUUUGCAUAAUACUGUAAGUUAAGGAUACAUUUAAGUAAAGUUUAUUGAUGCUUGUUUAAAAUAUUGGUUUUAAAUAUAAUUAAUCACUGAUAAUUAUGAAGGCUCUUUAGUCAAAGUCAAUGGAAGAAAACCUUUUCUUGAUGAUAACCAGUGAUUGAAGUGACUAUUUUUUUUAUAUUAGCAAAGCUAUGUUCACCAGAAGAAUGGGUCUAAGAUUUCAUACUAUGGAAGAUGUCAAUUUGUAGCUUUGAUCAAAAUUUCAUAUUUAGAAUAAUGAUUUGAAAUUCUAUUUGAAUCUGAGCAGAGUAAUCACUGAGAAUACUGUAAUCUCAUAUAAUCUGAAGGAAGUUAGCCAUGUAUUUCAAUAACUAUUUCAAAAAUAUAAUUACCUAUUCAACGGUAACAAAUUCCUUUCAUAUUGUGGCCAUUGUUCAAUUAGGAUUUUUUUUUCUUUGUUUUUGUUGAGAGAGAGUGACAUGGAAAACUGCAAGUGAAUAUUUGAUAUAUUCUGUAUCUUUAAUCUAAAUCAUUUGGCAAACAAAAUUAUUUCAAAAUUUUAAGAAUGAUACUAGUGGUUAAGACUUUCUGAGGCAUAGCACUGUUUAUUAGAACUUUAUGUAUUACUGUACAUAGACUUGUUUAUAAACGAAUAAAUAAACAUUUUUGUUAAUUUUUGAAUGUAA